This is a messenger RNA of Linum tenue, 213 nucleotides long. Lineage: Eukaryota; Viridiplantae; Streptophyta; Magnoliopsida; Malpighiales; Linaceae. The record is from the annotation of a GenBank genome assembly.
UGUUUAUCACUCCAACGAAUGAAGCCUUACAAAUUUAUGGGGGUUGAUGCUUACCCCGGGACUAUGCAUGGUUUCCUACUCCAAACAUGCUUUGUAGUGUCUUCCUAGUUCCCACCGCUUCGACAUUGGUCAAACACAAAGCUCCUUUGCUAUAUCACCAACAAAGAUGUUUCAUUAUUAUCAAAACUACCCUGCCAAGAUAGUCAACUGGGG